AAGAGGAUGAGCCUUCGGCUGUACGGCACGGGCUGCUGCUUCCUCUUCCGCUUGUGUAGCAUGACUGGUCACGAGCCGCCCUCCUCUUCCUCCUCCUCCGGGCUCCGGUAACGGCUUCGGGGGCCGGCGACAGGCGCGGGGAGGAAGGCCGAGACGCGACGUCGAUCGCCGCAGUGGGCCGGGGCAGCCCCAGGUGACGGCGCCGCUCCGCGACCCUGCUCCCCUUCUCCUUCCCCCUUUCCCCUCAGCCGCACCUCGCUUGCUGCAGGCUCCGGGGGGCGAGAGAGACAACUGCUUGUAGAAUGUUCCUGGCUCACCCUUGCUUCCAUGCUGUGCUGCUAGCCCUCAUAACCACUGUGAUGGCAAAGGACAAUGAAUGUGAUCUACUUGGGGAGGAAAGCAGUGAAUCCACAAAAGAAAAGAAGCUGCUGGAGAGGUUGACGCCAAUUUUCGGCAGAAGUUUUGAAAUUGAAGGUGAGAGUGAAGGUGAGAAAUACACCUACAAGUUCCGGGUGUGUCGAAAUGCUAGCAAUAAGACCAAUUCUGGCCUGGUGCAGAUCAACAAUAAGCAACAGACAAUGGUGUUGGGACGAAUCAACGAGACCCAUCUUGCCAGUGGAAGUUCAUGGAUUUUACUGACCUAUAAGGGGGGAGACCCCUAUACUAGCCACUGUGGGAAGGAGCCGAGAAAAGCCAUAGUAAUGAUCACCUGCAACAAGAAGACACUAGCAAGUGGUUUCACCAUGGUGUCAGAAGAACGAGAUAAGAUGGAGGAAUGCUUCUACCUCUUUGAAUUAGAGAGCAGCUUGGCCUGCCCUCCAGAAGACUCUCACUUAAGUAUCGGCUCUAUAUUGCUCAUUACGCUUGCUCCAUUGGUUGCAGUGUACCUCAUUGGGGGAUUUCUUUACCAGCGUCUGUUGGUGGGAGCAAAAGGCAUGGAGCAGUUCCCCCACUUGGCCUUCUGGCAAGAUCUGGGCAACCUAGUGGCAGAUGGCUGUGAUUUUGUGUGCCGGUCGAAACCAAGGAAUGUACCAGCUGCGUAUCGUGGUGUUGGUGAUGACCAACUAGGGGAAGAGUCUGAAGAGCGAGAUGACCAUUUGCUACCAAUGUGAUCUUUUCUUUCUUUUCCUUCCAUGUUUGUUCACAUAAGCGGGUGUCACCUGGUCGCUUCCCCCUCAUCUUUCUUGUGAUCACCCCUUAAGCUGCUUGCUUUUUACCAUGGCUGCCCCGUUUUUCCUCUCCUGCUAUGAAUGAGUACUGGGACUGGGGCGUGGGGCUUUUCUGAAUGUAAAUCUGUGGUAACAAAACUUUGAAAUAGGGGGACUGGACAGAGCCCUGAAGGGCAAAUGCUUCUCUAGAUUGCCUGCUGAGGCUGAUUUUCCUCAGCUUAUGAAGAAGUGUUUGUAGGUUUGGAGUGGAGCAGCAAGGGGAACUUCAGUAUGUGAAGUUAAAGGGAAGAACCUGAAGGUGCAGGGAAAUACUAGUAGCCUUGGGUAUGGGGGGUGGGUAGAGUGGCUGGGAUUGAGUGAUUUUACAUAUUUUGUAUGGGCUUUAUUCUACAAAACACUGGAUUUCUAUUUUCAAUUAUUCAUUUGUACAUUUUUCUUGAAAGGUGAGGGAGCUUUCCUUGCAUUUUCAGAUUCACCCUUUUAAGAUGCAGUAGACAGACAGUCUGGAGACUCUUCCAUCUUAAAGUAUGAAUUAAAAGUAGAUUUGAGGUCUUCUUUUUUCCAGUUGCUGGUACAUGAUGAUGGCAAUAAUAUGUAUAUUUUGCUAUAUGGCCUGAAUUGAAAUAGAGGCAAAGAGGAAAGAAAGUUUCUCAAAACAGCAGGUGCACCUGAGUGCAGUCCCUGCAUUAUCACCCCUUUAACUGCUUUACGAGAAAGAGGCAUUAUCUAGCUUUAGUUGUUUAUGUGCUUAUGGCGGAGGUUGAAAAAUAUAAGGAAGACCAGUCCCCUUAGUAGUUCAACAGGGGAAUAAGGAAUGAAAGUCUGUCGGGGUGGUUAGUCAAAAUCUUAGCCACAAAAACCUAUGGAAUAAACUUAUAUCCUUCCAGGCUAGUGCAAACAUCACUGCUGGUCUGUUCUCAGUCGGGAUGUUAAUCUAAGUUGCACCUUCAUCUGCUUCUUGGAAGGAUUGGGAUAUGAUAGGUCUGUUGCUUUAAGAGAUUGCUUUCUCUACUUGGUGCAUGCUAUGCUAUCACCUACUGAAGAGAUCAGAGCUGCAGCUCAAAAAUAUUCCUUACUUUUGAAGAUAAGCCAUUUACAGUUCAAAGUCUCCUGAAUUCACUAGUAACACCAGCUAUCUCUUGUGAGGAAUAAUACAUUUACUUCGUAGGGAGAGCUGGUGGUUCAAACUGGGCAGCGAUCUGUGGGGUACACAGCAAGGCAGAAUCUCUCCUUUUCUGACUCAAGAGCAAUGAUCAGCUCUCCUGAUGGAAUGAAAUUAGAUAAACAAAGCUGCAUCAAGUGUCUCAAGUUCCCUCCAGCAGGGAUAAGGUCACUACAAUGGUCACUUUUUCAUGGUGGUGUUUAAAAAUAACUUUGUACAAAGACACAACUUUAAAAUUAAAAUGGCUUGAAGCCCUGAA
This is a messenger RNA of Podarcis raffonei (Aeolian wall lizard), 2590 nucleotides long. RefSeq names its product mannose-6-phosphate receptor, cation dependent (gene M6PR). The record is from RefSeq and is a predicted model, not a curated record. The coding region runs from base 303 to 1112 and encodes 269 amino acids. NCBI's taxonomy places the organism in Eukaryota, Metazoa, Chordata, Lepidosauria, Squamata, Lacertidae. Gene Ontology annotation, molecular function: protein domain specific binding. The transcript has 7 exons. Gene Ontology annotation, biological process: protein targeting to lysosome. Gene Ontology annotation, cellular component: trans-Golgi network; Golgi apparatus; endosome.